Protomyces lactucae-debilis is the source of this 714-nucleotide messenger RNA. Its product is annotated as ELYS-like domain-containing protein. The annotation marks the transcript as partial. The record is from RefSeq and is a predicted model, not a curated record. Lineage: Eukaryota; Fungi; Ascomycota; Taphrinomycetes; Taphrinales; Protomycetaceae. The transcript has a single exon.
UUCAGCUCAACUUUCUCGCUCGAUCCAGCUCAUUUCCCAUAUACUAAGGCCUCUGUGCAAGGUGUCCGGGAUCGACGCAAGCAGCUCGACAACCAGCUCUUCUUUGACCUGGUCCUGUCAGAGGUGGCUCAGGUCAAGUCAGGGUCAAAGUACUACCCGCCUAAAAAUAUAGCUGAGCUUCGGGCCCUUCAUGACGCCAUUGAACAAUGCCCCGCGGAUCUGCUUAAGAAGCAAUGCUGCAUCUACUAUAUUCUAAGGGACUGGGGGACUCAUGCAGAAUAUGCUGCUGCCCAGCUUCUGCCAGAAAACUACUGCGCAUUGAUGGAUAGCUACUGGCUACUAGACAGAGAGCAAUACGACGAAGCAAUCAAGUCGCUGACUGUGCCGACACUGACGCCAAACUUCAUGACCAAGAUAUUGGAAACUUUUACUCAAGCGCAACGGCCUGACCUCAUUGUUGUCUAUGUGCAAACGCUGCAAGAACCCCUCGACUCGCCAGCCAAGAUUGAUCUCUACCUGUCAGCACUUUUGCGGAUAGACGUUACGCGAGCUCUCUUCUUCACAAGAACGGCGCCAGCAGCCCUACGACAAGGCUUGUUUGAGAAGAGUUUGGUAGAGGCUACGACUACACAUCAAGGAGCAGGGAUUGUCGCUAAUUUCCCCUAUGAGGCAGAAGAAGAACAGUGGGCGCGUGCCUUGCUCAAUUCGGGAAAG